CGAAUUGGCAUGAACUUUGUAGGCGGGGUCACAUUCCGAACAUCAACUCAGUUUUGAACACCGACGGGUAGCACUGACAGGUCUCCAUGGGCCAACAGACAGAAACGGAACACCACUGAUAUCGCCCAUGCUGCUGCUAAAGAGCUAACGCCUUGUUCAUGCCCAGGGUUAGGCUAGAAGUUCCACGUCGACUUUACUGCCAUUUUCCCUCGAGGUUCAUACAGACCUCCCGUCGGGCAAAAGCGAAGCCCACAGAGAUGACGUCGAGCAAAUUUCUCCAAAGGAAAGCCAGGAUACUCUCGGAUCUCGAAGUCCCCGACUCAACCUAUACGGAUGCGUCCCCCAAGGGAUCUGUGGACGAAGGGGUCCGGGAGCUGAUUUCCGAGAUAAACUGCCAUCCGGGCAUCGUGACGACCAGCUCAUGCGCCGGGCGGGCCAGCGUCUUCCUCGAGGGCCACAAGGUUCUGCCAACGCAGGACGCCCCCGACGGGACGGCGCCCGGGGGUCCUGAAGGCCCUCAACCGUCACAGGUCGCCGGCGAGGUUGGCGGCAAGGGCGGCGGCGGCCACUGGCUAUACGUGUCGCAUGACCCAUUCGAUGCUGGUGCGGGCGAGCACCGCUCCUGGGCUUCCCUGUUGUUCGGGGACCCCCACAUGGCUGGCCCAACAGGUCCCGUGGCUCCUGGCAAUGCUGAUGGCUCUGGCCCUAAGAGGCUCAUCCAUUUCAAGUUCGAACCCAUGAUCCUGCACGUCCUGACCGCGUCCCCGGAAGAUGCCCAGUCGGUCCUGCGCUGCGGGCUGGAGGCUGGGUUCCGAGAGUCGGGGGCCAUAAACCUGACGACGGCCCAGGGCCAAGUCACGCCCAUGGUGGCCAUUCGGUCCAUGGGUCUGGGGUUCGAAUCCAUCAUAGGCAUGCAGGUCGGGGGAGAGAACAAGUGCAUUGUCUCGCCCGAGUACCUGGCGCUGCUCGUCCGCACGGCCGACGAGCGCUUUGCGCAGAACCGCAAGCGGACCGAGCGGUUCCGACAGGCCCUCGCCGCGCUCAGAGGGCCGGCGGGCGAGCAAGCUGGAAGGUCAGUGUGGGAAGAUGCGGCCGCGAGGCGGGAGCGCAAGAAGGCCGAGGGCUUGCGGAAGAAGGCCGAGAUGACGCAGCAGAGGGAGCGGCAGCAGGCAGAACCAGAUGGUGCACCGUCGGACCUGGAGUCGGGGGUGUCGGCAUGACCGUGGAUAAACAAACAUGCACAUGCUCUCCAACCUCACGUACGCCAGGCCGCGCGUGAAGGCGCAGUAUCGUACAUUUUAAAAACAGUCGAGGCUAGCGGGCGCGUUCUCCAUGGACGGCAAGCAUCAUGACACAACCUUUUCGACCCAGCCCUUCUCCAGCUUCCGCACCUCCUCCUUGAACGCCUCCACCUCCUUCCAGCAGUCCAGCGGCCGCC
This is a messenger RNA of Gaeumannomyces tritici R3-111a-1, 1438 nucleotides long. RefSeq names its product tRNA wybutosine-synthesizing protein 3. Gene Ontology annotation, cellular component: cytoplasm. The record is from RefSeq and is a predicted model, not a curated record. Gene Ontology annotation, molecular function: tRNA methyltransferase activity. NCBI's taxonomy places the organism in Eukaryota, Fungi, Ascomycota, Sordariomycetes, Magnaporthales, Magnaporthaceae. Bases 159 to 1220 code for a protein of 353 amino acids. Gene Ontology annotation, biological process: tRNA methylation. The transcript is spliced from 2 exons.